Fusarium poae is the source of this 1434-nucleotide messenger RNA. RefSeq lists its product as uncharacterized. NCBI's taxonomy places the organism in Eukaryota, Fungi, Ascomycota, Sordariomycetes, Hypocreales, Nectriaceae. The transcript has a single exon. Gene Ontology annotation, molecular function: peroxidase activity. The record is from RefSeq and is a predicted model, not a curated record. The coding region runs from base 1 to 1434 and encodes 477 amino acids.
AUGAAGAUCACAUUCUCUGCAUGGCUCGCAGCAGCCUGCCUUCUUCCUUCCACUAUUGCUUUCCCUCAGCUCAGUCCUGAACAGCUGGAGGCUUAUCGCCAACACGCUGAGAGAGCACCUGAAGCUUGCCCAUUCGCUGCUGAGCAAGAGAAGCGCGACGCAGGCGAAUGUCCCUUUGCGAAAAAGGAGAAGCGAGCUGCCAAAUUCGAUGCCAAGAAGCAGCGCAUCAGCGUCAGUGGUCAACAUGCCUUCCGCGCACCUAAUUUCAAGGCUGGUGACCAGCGAGGCCCAUGUCCUGGUCUCAAUGCUCUGGCCAAUCAUGGAUACCUGCCUCACAAUGGUGUUGCAGACAUGCAGACCAUUAUUCAAGCUACCAAUGAGGUCUAUGGGAUGAGUCUUGACCUUGGGGGCUUUCUGGCUGUCUAUGGUACCGUUUUUAACGGUAAUCCUCUCUCCACUAGUCCAGGCUACUCCAUCGGCGGCCCUAGCCGCUUCAGUCAGAACAUCCUCAACGGUGGUGGCAUCCUCGGUACUCCUUCUGGUCUAAGCGGUAGUCAUAACAAGUACGAGAGCGAUGUCAGCGCUACUCGAGGUGACCUUUACGUGACCGGAAACAACUUCCACGUUAUUCUCAGCCGCUUUGAAGAAUACUGGCGCGCCAUCAAGCCCAACACGCCUGCACCCAAGCAAUACACUGCCCUAGCACCUUUUCACUACAAACGGUUCCAGGACUCGGAGAAGACCAACAGCCACUUCUUUUAUUCGCCUUUCGCUGGAGCUUUGGUCUCACCUGCUGCGUAUUCCUUCCCUCCACGAAUGAUGGCCAACCACUCGAGCGAGUAUCCCGAGGGAUAUCUCUCUCGUGAAGUCUUUACCAGCUUUUUCGGUGUCAAGGGAGACAAACCUGGCAACUUCAAGGUCAACCAGGGUUGGGAACGUAUUCCUGAGAACUGGUACCGCCGACCAGCAGGCGACGAGUUUUCCAUCCCUGAUUUCCUCAUUGAUGUUCUCGAGCAUGCAGCCAAGUACCCUCGUCUGUUGAACAUUGGAGGAAACACCGGCAAGGUCAAUAGCUUUGCUGGUGUAGACGUUGGUGAUCUCACUGGUGGUGUCUUCAACACGGCUGGGCUCCUCAAACUCGACAAUCUGGAAUGCUUUACUAUGCAGAUCAUCAUGGCUGCUGCACCCGAUUUCCUUGGAAGCCAGUUCACUGAUGUCAAGAAAGCUUUGACACCCUUGAGCGAUAAGCUUCGCCAGCUUCUCGCGGGCAAGACAUGUCCCAAGCUCCAGAAGUACAACCAUAAGCUGUUUGCCAAGUAUCCUGGCUACACUGAGCCAUAUGGCAGUUACGCUGGUGUUUCCAAGGGUACGCUCAAGGGUGUAGUGGAGACGACUAAGGGUAUUUUGGGAGGCCUUUGGCCAACUGGCAAUUAG